Molecule: messenger RNA, 1445 nt
Organism: Pistacia vera
Lineage: Eukaryota; Viridiplantae; Streptophyta; Magnoliopsida; Sapindales; Anacardiaceae
Product: WAT1-related protein At3g28050-like
Exons: 7
Coding region: 164-1231 (355 amino acids)
Cellular component (GO): plasma membrane
Molecular function (GO): transmembrane transporter activity
Source: RefSeq, a predicted model, not a curated record
ACACUAUCCUCAAAAACUGUUUGGUGGUUUUCCAUGAAAGCAGAAAAUCAUCCAAUCCAAUAGUCGAAGGUCACUGUUCAGUGUGGUGAGAAUAAUAUAAUACUUCCGAUAGUGAAUUUUGCAGAUCAAUUUUUCCUCAAUAUCUAGCAAGAGGGAAAGAGUGAUGGGAGUGAAGUCAUUUGUGGUCAAAUUGCUGCCAUUUGCAGCGAUGGUGGCUGUUGAGACCUUUGAUGUUGGUCUAACAACACUCAACAAAGCAGCCAUGUCCAAAGGCUUGAGUCAUUUCGUCUUUGUUGUCUAUGCAAAUGUUAUUGCUUCUCUCAUCCUCCUCCCCUCUUAUUUUAUCAUAUUCAGGAGAAAGGGACCUCCACUGACCUUAUCUUUCCUGGGUAAAGUUUUCCUCCUCAGUCUUGUGGGGAUUACUUUGAUGCAGAAUUGUGUGAGCACUGGUAUCAACUACAGCUCUCCUACUCUUGGCUCUGCAAUGAGCAACUUAACACCAGCGUUCACUUUCUUGCUUGCUGCUAUCUUCAGGAUGGAAAAGUUGGGUUUGAGAAGUUUAAGAAGCCAGGUAAAAAUUUUGGGCACUCUGGUAUCAAUAUUAGGAGCAUGGAUUGUAACCCUUUACAAGGGUCCUGCAAUAGGCGCUGUGCCUCAACCGCAACCAUCUUCCUUACCUGCUGAGACUGCAACAAAUGAUUGGGUCAUUGGGGGCAUUUUCCUUGCAACUGCUAGUUUAUCAAUUGCUAUAUUGAACAUUUCUCAGGCAGCAAUUCUUAAAGGAUAUCCAUCAGAGAUGACUUUAGUCACCUUCUACUGCUUCUUUGGCACCGUUCAGUGUACAAUAGUUUCAUUGAUUGCAGAGAGAAACCCGAAUGCAUGGAAAAUUAGGCCUGAUAUCGAGCUCAUCUCUGUCGUAUACGCAGCAGUGUUUGGGAAUGUGGUGACAUAUGGUGUAGUUGCAUGGUGCAUACGAAGAAAAGGACCUGUGUUUGUUGCCAUGUUCAAGCCUGUGGGGAUUUCUAUUGCUGCCUUUAUGGGUGCCAUCUUCCUUGGUGACACUCUCCACAUUGGAAGUGUUAUCGGAGCAAUAAUAAUUGUUGUGGGUUUCUACGGUGUUAUAUGGGCACAGUCCAAAGAAGAAAAGAACAAAGGUGAAGCGUACAAAUGUGACAGACCACAGGCAUAUUCGCAAAAGACACCUCUCUUAGAUAGCUACGUAAAUGUGUAAACCAAUGCAGUUAAUCUUUUAUUUGGUAAAGGAAAGCAUGAGCAGCUUGCUCACAAGUUAACCUUGAUUUGUGCAUACGGUUCAAACAGCAUAAGUUGAUUCCUGAUCCAUGGCUGGAUUUAAUAGAUUGUGACUAUCAGAAAUUCAACUAGUCAAGUCAAAAGAUAUGAAACGUAUUCCAGCUUCUUCUCUAUGCUAAAUCCCUUGGCUAUAU